This is a messenger RNA of Spirometra erinaceieuropaei, 357 nucleotides long. The record is from the annotation of a GenBank genome assembly. NCBI's taxonomy places the organism in Eukaryota, Metazoa, Platyhelminthes, Cestoda, Diphyllobothriidea, Diphyllobothriidae.
AUGUGUCUUCUCGGUGAGGAGGGUACUGACGUCGAGGCUGAGGAGGGGUGCAGUACAUCUGGCUGGUGGACCAUAAACAGCUUUGAUCGUGGAGAAGAAAUUCUUCGCUUCGUUGCCGUCCGCGUAUCCUUGGACCUCCUAAGCCUUGUGAGCCGUUCACUCAUCCUGCAUCUCGCACAUCCGCUGUUGUAGAAGGCAAAGACUGCGGUAGAAAGCAGCUCUGUUGACAUCGGUGGAGCGGUCGAUGUAGGUUUUGUGUUGGCAGUUCUUCCCGGCGAGCAGGUUGCUGAUGGCGGCGUUGUUGCAAACCGACCGAGGACAGCCAGCGCCGUCGACAUGACCGUGUCCCGCAUUUGA